Molecule: messenger RNA, 1771 nt
Organism: Gracilinanus agilis (Agile Gracile Mouse Opossum)
Lineage: Eukaryota; Metazoa; Chordata; Mammalia; Didelphimorphia; Didelphidae
Gene: CHGB
Product: chromogranin B
Exons: 2
Coding region: 20-1771 (583 amino acids)
Cellular component (GO): secretory granule
Source: RefSeq, a predicted model, not a curated record
UGGGGAAAUUCAUGCACCAAUGAGUUUGGAGGAAGGAAAGCCAAUAGAGGAAGAAUCUAAAAGGCAAAUGGAAGAAGACAUAGAAAAGCUCCAGCAGGAAGAAGAAGAUAAGGAAGGAAGAGGAAAGUACCAAACAAGCUCUCAUCUUCAUGAAGAUCAAGUCCUUAAAGAGGCAAGAAAGCACCAGACUGACAAUAGCAAUGAGAAAGGAUGGGAAAGGGUAGAAGGGGGGAUUGAGAGAUAUAAAAAAGAAGAUCACAGUGAAGAAGGAAGUCAAGAGAAACCUCUCUAUGAAGAGUCAGGGGAAGUUCAAAAUACCUUCCUUGACAAAAGAAACCAAGCCACAGCUAAGAGCACUGAGGAGUAUUCAGCCAAAAAUAAUAAAUUCUCUGUGGCACCUCCUGAAAAGACACAUAGCCAGGAAAGAAGCAGCGAAGAGAGUGAGGAGGAUAGUGAGGAUAAUAGCAGUGAGAAACGUGGCUGGGAGCCUAAAAAUCAACACAGAAGUAUAGAAUCAGAUGAAAGUGAAGAGACUGCUGUCUCUGAAGUGAUCAAACGUCAUUUGAAACCUAGACACCAUCACAGAAGAUAUAGACUGGAUCAGUCCUUUGAAGAAAAGAAGGCUCACUCUGAAGAAAGAAGAAACACUCUUGAGACUGAAGAAUCAAAAGAAGAUAAGGACCAUUUCUGGGACAAGAGAAACCACCAUAAAAACAGCUAUGAAGGCCUAGAGGAGGAAUCUAGUUAUCAUGAAAAGAAGGGGAAUUACCACAGGAACCGUGGUUCUGAUGAUCUUGAGAAAGAAAGAUAUAGUGACAGGACAACCGAAGAGUACAGAGAUAAGAGACACCGCAAUAUGGAGAGCCAGGAAGAGGAUGAAAAAAGAAGCCAUCGCAACAGACAAAUUGAAGAGGUGAGACAUCACUAUGGUGGAGAAAGUGAGGAGAGGAGGCACUUUGAUGAGGAUAAGAGCCGCCAUCAUGGAGAGAGGGAACAAGAACUGGGUGUUCAUUCCACUUAUGGUAGUAGAGAUGAUAAAAGGUAUCCCAGUGAAAGACAUUAUGCAAAAGAAAGCAACAUGGACAAUGAAAGGAGACUUUCUAGGGGAAAGAAAGAGCAAAACAGAAUCUAUUUGGACCAUGAUAAGAGAAAUAGUGACGAAGGUGAUAUAGAAAAGUGGCAGCAGAUAAAUGAAGAUGGUGAAAAUAAUAGAGAAGAAACAAGGUUUCAAGAAAAAGAAUUUGAUGCCAAUCGUGCAGAAGAGAAGAUGAAGAGGUUAGGGAUGUCAUACGGUCCUUAUUAUGAACCGCUUGGGUGGAAGAACAGACAUUUUGAGGAUAAGGACAGAAUGGAUGAUCAGUUUCCCAAGAACGAAGAGGAAAACAGAUCGAGCCUAAAUGAAAAGACUUUCUUCCCCGACUACAAUGAUUAUGACUGGUGGGACAAAAAGCCAUUUGUAGAAGACAUGAAUCAAGAGCAUACUGAGAAGAGAAAUCUUGCCAGCAUCCCCAAAUAUGAUCUGAAAAGGCAAUAUGACAGAGUCGAUGAACUUGCCCAGCUUCUCAAUUACAGGAAGAAGUCUGCUGAAUUUCCAGAAUUCUAUAACUCUGAUGAAGACAUGAGAAAACAUCAGAUGGUCAGAAAUGAGAAUGGUGGCCUCAGUCAGCAGCCUCUGACAGAGGAGGAGGAGAAGGAACUGGAAAACUUGGCUGCGAUGGACAUGGAACUACAGAAAAUAGCGGAGAAAUUCAGUGGUACCCAGAGAGGGUGA